This is a messenger RNA of Penicillium crustosum, 360 nucleotides long. Its product is annotated as ankyrin repeat domain-containing protein. Bases 1 to 360 code for a protein of 119 amino acids. Gene Ontology annotation, molecular function: protein binding. The record is from RefSeq and is a predicted model, not a curated record. Gene Ontology annotation, cellular component: nucleus; cytoplasm. The transcript has a single exon. Lineage: Eukaryota; Fungi; Ascomycota; Eurotiomycetes; Eurotiales; Aspergillaceae.
AUGAAGACGAUGAGAAUGCUUUUAGACACGGGGGAAGCCGAUAUCGAUUGCACGUACCAAGGACGAACUGCAUUGUCAUAUGCAGCGGAGGUGGGGGAGGAGCCAGUGAAACUCUUACUAUCACUCGAUGCAGUGAAUCCUGCGUUGAAAGAUUGUCACGGCAGGACUCCCCUUAAUUAUGCUGCAUUGCGUGGUGAUGUGGCAGUCAUGAAAGUUCUUCUAGAUACCGGGAAAGUGGAUGUUGAUUCCCCGGACUUCGAGGGUCUGACACCAUUUUCAAUUGUCACUGAUAUCAGACGAUACGAAAACAAGAAAGCAGUCCAGUUCUUACUAUCUUUGAAGACAAAGCCCCGAGACUGA